GCGUUAUUGCUUCUCCAAACUGCCGGCGUUCGUUUUGCAGCCUUUGCUUCCCACCCCACCUUCGGCUUUUGGCCGGUUUUGGUGAGAGCAGGAUAAUAAACCGCACAACCCGCUUCCGAACCGUGUUACAGCGUUCGAUCCUCAUCGCUGCUUUGCAUUCACCGCUGCCUUUCACAACACAUGUAUACCAUGGACGGAGACUACGCCCCAUUGGCCGCGACGGGCAUCGCCCACAUGAUCCUGGCAGCCAUGACAGGCUGGUCGUUGAAGCAUUUGGGCCGUCCGCAAAUGUACGACUCCUCGCUGAUAUACACCAUGAUGUGGUGCCUGAUGCUGUACAGCCUGCUCGGGAUGAUACGGUUCAGCCAUCCUUAUCCGCAUCAAAUGCUGCGCGCCAUGUACGACCGGGCUGCCCUUAUUGCUCGGGUGUGCCCACUACCGAUACUGACCGCCCAGCUGUACCUUACGCCUCACCCGUCCGCCUACAUCUUCUCGAACGAUCAGUCCCUGUAUGUGUACUACAACAGCCUCGCGUACACCUUCUUCAUGUCGGCGAUUGUGGCCUACAUCGCGUACUCCUUCUUCACCGAGCUGAAUCAGCGCCACAUCGCAAACCGCAUCCUGACCGGCGUGCUGAUGCUGAACGCUAUGGGACUUAGCUUGAUCGGGUGCCAAACCGGCAACUACUGGGCUUCCGGGUUGGUGGUGUCCUUCAUGUCCAAGCAUUUCAUGCUGCCGAUACUCGCUGAACGCUAUCGUUUGCCGUACGCUCUGCUGUACACGUAUGGGUUGAUUUUUUACGAGGUUUUCGCCGUCAACGCCAUGCUUGAUGCUCAUGCAUCCUACUCGAAGGUGAUCAUAUAACGUGGUGAAACGAUGAAAUUUUUUUU
Anopheles nili is the source of this 890-nucleotide messenger RNA. RefSeq lists its product as uncharacterized. Bases 181 to 864 code for a protein of 227 amino acids. The transcript is spliced from 2 exons. Lineage: Eukaryota; Metazoa; Arthropoda; Insecta; Diptera; Culicidae. The record is from RefSeq and is a predicted model, not a curated record.